Molecule: messenger RNA, 2287 nt
Organism: Glycine soja
Lineage: Eukaryota; Viridiplantae; Streptophyta; Magnoliopsida; Fabales; Fabaceae
Product: auxin-responsive protein IAA26-like
Exons: 6
Coding region: 886-1914 (342 amino acids)
Biological process (GO): regulation of DNA-templated transcription
Cellular component (GO): nucleus
Molecular function (GO): protein binding
Source: RefSeq, a predicted model, not a curated record
GUGAGUAUGAUGAUUAGGGAGAAAUUAAAUCCACUACAUUGCAAGUCAUUUUCUAGCACAGGAUUAAUAAAGGGAAGGGAGUGUUUGGGGAUGUGUGCUAAUAAGGUACAUAAAGGAAUAGGAGCUAGUAUAAGGGUAUAGCCGUAGGGGGAUAGUGCGAGUAUCUUUAGGGGAGGUCAGCACUCAGCACAACACAAGCACAAGGCACAGCAUGCUUUACUUCCUGUGCUAAACAACCUUAUUUUUAUGAGACUUGAGGUUGCGUGCAUUGUGCUCUAAUUCCGUUCCUGUUUUGUGUUCUUGGGUUGGUUGGUUUGGCCAAGGGGAAUCUCUCUGGUUUUUAUCACCACUCUGUCUCUCUUUUUUUUUUUUUUUUUCCUCUCUCCUUUAAAAGAGGAAAGACAGAGAGAAAGAGAAAGAGAGCAGGAGAACCCACUAAGCGUGCAAAUAAAAGACUUAAAGCAAAGCUAAGAUUACAAUCCCAUGCUAUUAUAGCUCCCUCCACCUUUGCUUUGCCUUGCUUUUCGGGUGUGUAUUUCUCUUCCUUCCUUCCUUUCUCUCUUGGUGGGGUUUACGUUGAGCUGUGAUAAUACUUGCGCGUUCCUCCUUCUGCUACCAACGUUUUGCAGUGCCCAAAACCUUAAAAACCUUUUAAGUUUUCCAUUCUGGCUGUUCGCUCGGACUCUCACACUUGUCGCAAAGAAGCCCUUGUUUCUCACAAUUACAAGAUGUGGUAUUUUGCGGAUUUAAGCUGCGACUAGACCUGUAACUCGGUGGGGGUUCUAGAGUUUGUUUCUGUUUCUUGCAUAUAUAUAUAUAUAUAUAUUUGGUGAGUGAUAUUUGAGCUAGGAGGAAUCUUCCUUUUGAGUGUGGUGUGAACAAAAGAUGAAUGAAAGGUCAAGAGACGAGGCAUCUCCUCAGCUGUUAGAUUUGAUCUCAAACGAGAGAGAGUGGCAGAUGAACAAGAGAAACGAAGGAAAGUCCUCAGAAGAAAGAAAACUCGAACUCAGGCUUGGUCCACCUGGUGAAGACUGGUCUCUGGGUGGUAAAAUGAAGAACAACAACACAGAAAGAGAAGAUCAAUCUCUUCUCUCUCUUGGUUGCUUCUCUCCUAACAUUAACAGUAAUGCGUUCCAAAGCAAGGCCUCUCAUCCAUGGCCAAACUACCACCACCAUGGCCAGGGUAACAACAAAAAAGCCUCUUCUUCAUCAUUUCUUCAGUUCCCAUCAUCAACCCAACCUGUGAUGAUGGGAAAAGAUGCUUCUUGCCCUAAGGUGGUGGUAGAGUUGCAGCAGAAUGGUGGUGAUGGCAAAGUGUUCUCUCCCUCUUCUGCAAAUACAGCUGUGUCCCAGCCUAACACCUCUCAGAAAAGAACUGCUCCUGCUCCAGUGGUGGGGUGGCCCCCAAUUCGUUCAUUCAGGAAGAACCUUUCAAGCAGCAGCAGUGCUUCUAAGCCACCACCACCUCCUGAGUCUCAGGCUGAGCAGCAGCACAACAAGGUUGCUGGUAAAAAACCUGUUGACAACUAUGCUAAUAAUAAAGGUUUGUUUGUCAAGAUCAACAUGGAUGGUGUUCCAAUAGGGAGAAAAGUGGACCUCAAUGCUUACGACAGCUAUGAAAACCUCUCUUCUGCUGUGGACGAGCUAUUCAGAGGUCUUCUUGCUGCUCAAAGAGAUUCCUCUGCUGGUGGGGUUCACAACAAGCAGGAGGAAGAGAAAGCAAUUACGGGGUUAUUGGAUGGAAGUGGAGAGUUUACUCUUGUUUAUGAGGAUAAUGAAGGAGACAGGAUGCUUGUUGGGGAUGUGCCAUGGCACAUGUUUGUAUCAACAGUGAAGAGGCUACGAGUGUUGAAGAGUUCUGAGCUUUCUGCUUUUACCCUAAGCAGGACAAGAUACCACUUGACUCAGCAAUGAAAUGAACAGCGGUUUGAGGUUUUUGUUCACCUGCUGAAACUCGAAGACUCAUCUAAUUUGAAGUUUUGGUUCUUUUGUCUGAUGAAAAGAUCAUGGAAUGAAGCUAGUUGCGUACAUUACAACUAAGUAAUGUGAUGAAUGUGUCUUUUUUUUAAUGAAGAUUUGAAAUGUUUAUGGGUUGUAUAAAUAGGGAAGGGAAACUUCACGGAUGUGUGUACUUAUGAUUUACUGUUGAGUAACCGUUAACUUGUUUUGGUUUGUAUUUUGAAGUCCCUUUUGUAGGUGCGGUUUUUCAGGGUCUUAAUAAUUUUCACUUCGUCAUGGCAAAGAGUUAAAUUUGGGACCUGUAAAAAUAUGGUUUUAUUUGCUGGAA